Messenger RNA from Auanema sp. JU1783, 1089 nucleotides. The record is from the annotation of a GenBank genome assembly. Lineage: Eukaryota; Metazoa; Nematoda; Chromadorea; Rhabditida; Rhabditidae.
AUGAAACAUGUUUCAUUUUUGCGCUUAAGUUUUGCUGAAGCGGUUGAUCGCAACUUACGUGUUGUGAGAAUGAGAGUUACAAAAGAGCCGAGCCAGGAUUUUUUCCCCAAAUACCUUUUCACGAAUACCUUGACAGAAUGUUUUGAAGGGAACAUUUUAAGAAAGAUUAUAACGGUGAGAGGUUCGGAUAAUAUAGAUGAUUCUGUGCCUCAUGUGAUGCAUGUUCAUCAUAACGAUGUUGACGACAAAGAUCCUUUCGUCCGUUAUGGCGAUAACUCAAUUCUCAUAUGUCUGCAAUAUAACUUCUCGAAUACUAGAAGAACGGAUAAGAAAUAUUACUUCUCAGCAAGUGAAGACAAAUUCAGCCAAGUCAAGUUAUGCCAGAAGAUUGCCAAUAAGCCACCAACUGAGAUCAAGAUAGAAAAACCGUUCAAAGUGAGCAUACAUGAAGUCGUAUCGAAAAACCAAGAUAGGAUAUCACAUUGUAUAGAAAUAAGUGGAAACAUGGACAUAACUGAGAAAUUUAGAGUGUAUAGACCGGAUGAUACAAUCUCUGAUGAUUUUGUAACAACUACGGAGAGAGUGUUCAUUAGCUCUAACAAAUUGAGAAUCCACAGCGAAGCUUUGGUUAAUAAGUUCUGCGAGGAUGGAUUAUUCCAUAACCGAAUCACUGAUCUUUCAAGUUUCUUACAAGAUGGUCAAUCACCUUCAUUUCAUGAACAUUAUGAUGAACUGAAGUUAUCACAAUCUUUGCUGAAUCUUGAAGAUGCCGUGCAACACACACCUUUGUCUUCAAAAUAUCAAUCUGCGUGCAGUAAAACAGGAACUCCUGAACACCUGAACUCGGAGACUUGUGAUUCCAUCACACCAGCCUCAACCAAAUCCAGCCUAUUAUCUGUUAAAUCACGACCAGGAACUCCCUUCAUAAAAAAGAAGAGAUUUCUGUCAAAAUCAUCGGUGGUUCCAACUCUGCCAGAUACGGGAAGUUCCGCCGACGGAGGAAAAACUUUUUUGUUCACCAAUUCUUCUGCAGUUAAAGCUUUACGUGAAGGAUCAUUGUUCGGAAAGUCUACAGGUUUUAAAAACUAA